AUGGCAGUGACGGGAACUAAGAUAACUUGGCGAGAAAGCUUCCGAAGGCACUAUGAGUACUUUGCUGAUGCCGGAUUUGAUCUCCCCUUUGCCCUCCUCGCUUUGAUUGGAGAGUUGUUACUUGGAUUCCUUAUCAUUGUCAAGGUUAAAUACACAGAGAUUGAUUGGAUUGCCUACAUGCAAGAAGUGUCAAUGUGGCUCGAUGGUGAAUAUGAUUAUACGAAGAUUCGUGGUGCAACCGGGCCAUUGGUGUACCCAGCUGGGUUUCUCUACCUAUUUGGCGUAUUGAAGUGGUUGACAAAGGGUGGAGUUCUAAAGGCUCAAAUUGUGUUCUUGUUCUUCUAUUUGGCCACCCAAGCUUCAGUAUUUGCAUUAUACACAAUAACGCUGAGAAAUGGAUCCAGAAAGCGAACUGCCACUGAAGUCUGGUCGUUUCGAUUCGCCAUGGGAUGUCUAUGUAUAUCCAAGAGAUUUCAUUCGAUAUUCCUGUUGAGGCUCUUCAAUGACGGACCCACCAUGCUCGUGACCUACCUAUCCUUUCUAUGCUUCCUGACAAAACGGUGGAAUAUUGGUUGUCUUUUCUUUUCCUUUGCCGUAUCACUGAAAAUGAACGUACUGCUGUUUGCCCCUGGAUUGCUGUUUCUAUUGAUUCAAGAUUCUCCGAAAUGGACCAUACCUCGACUCGCCAUUUGCGGUGUCUCCCAAGUUCUCAUUGGAGCUCCAUUUUUGCUACGGCACCCUGUUUCCUAUCUACGCAAGGCCUUUGAAUUAGACCGAAAAUUCUUUCACAUCUGGACUGUCAAUCUCAAGUUUCUUCCAGAGGAUGUAUUUUUGUCCAAAACCGUGGCAAUCACUCUGUUACUCUUACACGUGGGAUUGUUGAUUGCUUAUGUCUACCAAUUAGUCAAAGCCUCGCGGCCUGUCAAUGCAGAAACAAUCUUGUCGACGUUGUUUGUGUCCAAUUUUAUUGGAAUCUGCUGUGCGAGAACUUUGCACUACCAAUUCUAUUCCUGGUACUUUUCGUCAUUGCCCUUUUUGCUGUGGAGGGAAACGCCCUAUCCCCUGCCGAUACGUCUUGUGCUUCUGGUGGCCAUUGAAUACGCAUUCUUGACAUUUCCGGCUACCGCCAAGUCAUCUGGCAUUCUACAGGUAGCUCAUUGGCUGAUACUGAUACCCUGCGUGUUGGUGAUGAGUCCAACAAAAACCAAAAAGCCCAAGACAGAAUAA
This is a messenger RNA of Cylindrotheca closterium, 1227 nucleotides long. The record is from the annotation of a GenBank genome assembly. NCBI's taxonomy places the organism in Eukaryota, Bacillariophyta, Bacillariophyceae, Bacillariales, Bacillariaceae.